GAGCAGUUGAUUACGAACAGCGAAGCGAAUAAGACGUGUGUAAUGUUGAGUGCUUAUAGUUUUUCGUAACUUUAACGAUUUUUCUAUAUAAGAUUUUAAUUUUGUUUUAUUUUGAUUUUUUCCAACAAUAAAAAAUAAAGUUUUGUUAAAAAAAUAAAUAAAUAAUAAAAAAAAAACAAUUAAGGAAUCACUGAGUUUUCUUCUUGUUUAGUCGAAGGAUUAAAAACAAAAACAAAAGUGAACCAAAUCACGGGGUGUUCAUUUUGAAAUUUUAAGGUGAGAUGCGCAACUGCUGCACGAAAGUCUGUUGCAAGUGUACAGGCAUCUAAACUUUUUAUUGCAAUAUUAAAAUUCCAACGGGAAGUGCAUUUUUGUCCUGAAUAAGAAAUAAAAAAGAAUUUAAGGAUUUCAUUUAAAAAAAAAAAAAUCUUUUGAGAUACAAUUGUUUUGAGUGUUUUUCUAUCUAUUAAGACAGCAACAAGCUACAAAACGUCUUAAACAACAAAAAAAAAACAACGCUGUUUUCCCGAUUUCAAACGGCUUGUUGCUUUUGAAUUUAAUAAAUAAAUAAAUUAAAAUAUUUCAAACUUCAAUUGAAAUCAAGUGUAAAUGAACUAAAAAAUAAAUUAAGUUUUGACUAUCAAAAACUUAAUGCAAACUAAACCAGUGACCGGUUACACUGAAAUGGCAUUAAAUCUUAAAGGUUUUUGGCUAAUACGUGCACCCAGAGACCCAGAAAUUCAAAUAAAUUACCCUCAAAGAGUAAGAUAAACAAACAAACAAAAAUAUCCUGCCAUACAAAAAUAGUAUAUCUUAUAACAGGAAUAUUCAAAUUAGUGCAAUUGUCCUAUUAAACAAAAAUUGUAAAUUAAGAAAAGACUGAACUUUUAUAAAACAAAUAGAAUUUGAUUUGUUUUUUUUUUUUUGAAGGAUUUUCCGUUUUCAUUUUUUGUUGUUUUAAAAGUGAAGUGAUAAAAAGUUUUUCAAGUGAAAAUUUGCCAAAAGAUAUUUUUAUUUUUGUGCUAAAAGAUUUUUAUUUUUAAAUAAAAUAAGAAAAAAUGGCUGUGCCAUUUUAUGUGCCAGAACAUGACGAUGGCAAUGAUGGAACAAGUUCAUCAUCAAGCCAAUCGCCAAAUACCACAUCAUCAGCAACUCAGACUCCUUUGCAGAGUCCUGUAAAUGGAGAACACUUGGUUAUGGCAUUUUGUGAAGCUUUAUACAGGUGCUCAAUAAAUGGUUCUCCAGUAUUUCAAUUCCCGCCACCAUCAAGUCCUUCAUGCAGUGCUCAUAGUCCUGGAUCAUAUACUGGGGGGGAUGUGUUCUUUCCGCGUGGACGUAGUACGCCAAGAUCACCAAGGAAUAGCUUUGGCGAUGAGGCGGCCUUCUUUCGUCAACAACAGCAACAACAACAACACAACCAAUCACAACAAACACCGAGAUUAAGUCGCCAUACAACAGAUGCUGCCAGACGUUCAAGGCUAAUAUCAACUGGAGAAGACGAUAAUGAAUGCCUUAGCGAACAUGAAACUAGUUGGGAUGAGUUCGACGAACGUUAUGACAAUUUUACCGCGGGACGUGAACGCUUGCAAGAGUUCAAUGGCCGAAUACCGCCACGUAAAAAGAAAAAGGACAUCCCAAAACCAAAGCCCAAGUCUAAGGAGCAAAGUUUUACUUGGCCAACCGUUGUCACAGUAUUCGUUGUUGCCAUGGGUUGUGGUUUUCUUGUUGCUCGAUGACUUUAAAAAUUAAUUGAAAUAUUAAACUAACCCCAUCAUAAUCCAACCGUUGGAGGAAUAAAUCACCAUUCGGAAAAAAAGAGAAUAAAAGAAAAGUUUCAUCAAGAAAACAAAAAUGGACUUUUUUUAAAUUUGUAUUCGAAACAAGCAGCAGAAUCAAUUAAUAAUGAUUUAUAUCUGAAUGAUAAAUUAGCAACGUUACUAACAUCCACACAGCAUACAAAAAGACAAAAGGAAAACAACAACAACAACAAAAAUUAUAACAUUUAAAAAAAUAAAAUAAAUCCUGCCUGUGAGCCCAUCCGCAACACACAAAAGGACUCCUACAAACAAAAACAGAAAACAAUAAGUAUUGAUUUUUAUAUUGUAUUUAUAUGUUUUUGUUUUUCUAAAUAAUUUUUAAAUUAGAAAAUUAACAAUAAAUACAGAAACAAAAAACAACAACAAAAUACAACUCUUACGUACAAAUAAAUAAAUAAACUAAGAAACCAACAACAACAAAAAUUACAAAAAACAUACAAAUUUUGAAUACUUUUUAUAUGAAUUUUUCGAAUAUUUUUACUUCUGCAUACAAAAACAGAAAAAAAAAACGAACAACAAAAACGCUUUUGAACUUGUUUUUUAAAUGCGCAAUAAAACAACAAAUAGAAAUAUAAAAUUAAUUUUUUAGAUGAAUUUUUGUAUUUUAUAUACUGCCAUAAAAUAAAAGUUAAAACAAACAAAACAAAAAUACUCAGUAUUUCAAUUGAAUUAUAUUUGUAAGAGUUUAAUUUUAAAAAAUAAAAUAAAAUACUUAAAAAAUAUAAAAAAACAAUUUAAAACAAAAUGAAGUGUGUUAAAUAUUUUGUAUUGAUUUUACAAUUUUAUAUAAACUAAACACAGUCUCAAACCAUGAUAGCAAUCGCUUUUUCAUUCAUUAAAAACAAAAUAAAAAAAAAGUAAAUCUAAGUGUAAUAAAUAAUCAAAUUAAAAAAUUUAAAAAUAAUUCGAAAAUAUUCCAAAAAAUUUCGAAAACUUUUUUAUAGGGUGAAACGACAAGACACUGCGUUCAAAAGCUCGUGGAAGGUACUUGGAUUUUAUUUUGUUUUAUUUGUGUCCUUUUUUCAGUUGCAAUUUACAUUACACGACGAUCCUUCGAAUAUGAUGUGUUUUAAUUUUUCAAUUAUUAAUACGAAUCAAAAAACAAUGCUUUUUUGAUUCCUUCCAAUAUCUUCCACAAGCGAUCGUUCUUUGGUUAUUCAAAGUUCGAUCCAUUAAUCCGGUGUUAUUCACCUUAAACCCAAAGCAAUUGUGAUUAUACUUAAAAAAAAGAAAUCAAUUAAUAUUGAAAUUAAAAAAUCAAUUAUAAAAAAAGUAUUUUUGAAAAUUAAAUUAAACUAAAUGUUAACUUGGUGAUAUUUAAAAUUUCACUUAACAUUUUAUAAAAAUAUAAACAAACAAAAAUUUAAACAUUUUUUGGUCAUUUUUGACAAGAUGAGGUGCUAAGAAAAAAAAAAAUUUGAAUUAUUCCCUCAAUUUGUUUAUUUUGUUUUUUUUUAUAAAUAAAUAUUUCUUUAAAAACUUUAAUUAAAACGAGUUAAAAUAAUUUUUUUUUAAAUUAGAAUAAUUGUUUUCAGUUUUCAGUUUUUUAAUUAUAUCUUUUUGUAUUCUCAAUUUUUUAUUAUAUAUAUUCAAUUAAAUUUUUUCUAUAUAAAAGAAAUUAUAUUUGUAAUUUAGUUUCAAUUUAUUUUUGUUUUUUAAUAAUUUUUAAAAAUAUAUGUAAUUUAAGAAAUAAACAUUUUUUUUCAUAAGCUUAUACAAUUUCAAAUAUAAUUUUAUUUCAAUAUAUAAUUUUUGAAAACGGCAUAGAAGAAGUGUUGAAACUGCCAUUGUGAUGAUUUUAUUUUUAAAAGUUAUAUAUUAAACUUAAUAAUUAUAAAAAUACAUUCUGUAUUUUUAUUUGCUUUUAAUUUCAGUGAAUUGUAGAAAAAUUAUCAAAUAUUAAAAUCUUAUUAAUGCUUAGUAGAUGAAUUUAAAUCUUAUUUUAUUUUUACUUUUGUUAAUAUCGAUUUUUUUAAUUUUCCUUAAAUAUUAAUUAAAAAUUAAGUUUAACGAUAGUUACAUGUGAAUUCUUAUUCUUAAAGCACAAGAAAUGGAGGGAUUUUUCUUUUAAGUUUAUGUAAAUAAUGUAAAUCUUUAUAAUUUUAUGAAAAUAUAAAUUUUCAAAACUUUGGUUUUCAUUGUGAAUAAAAAUAUUGAGUCAUAUGGAAAAGAAAGUUAAGAGGUUGUAAUGGUUUUCUUGGAAACACAUUUUUGGGUAGUUUUUGUAAAAAAUUUACAAGACCUAAAAAUUGUAAAUUCUCAGCACUGGAACCCUGAAAGGAUUAAGAGUUACUCAAAUUUCUUUCCAAAGCAAAAACCAUAUUUAAAAAAAAACCUUUAAAUAAACAUUUAAAAUUUGCUGAACAAACCUUAAAGUUAGAUGACUUUUCUGUGUUCAAUUUUGAGUUUUUAUUUGAAAUAAUUCCAAUAAAUUUAAACUUAAAACAAAAAUCCCUUAAAAGACAUUAAAAUAAUUAACUUAGAAAACUUUAAAAAAAAAAUGACCUUGUGCUCUAAGGAUAACAACGAACAGACUUUCAAAUUGGUCUCAAUAGUAAUUUACUCUGUUCAACAAAAAAAAACCAACACAUAAAUAAAUAUUUUAAGUUUAAUAUAUAAAAAUAUUAGUUUAUUUUUUUAGUAAAUCAUUUCCAUUUCCAUCAAUAGUAAUGGCAUCAAUAUUAAAAUUAUAUUGUUUCAGUUGACAUUAAAUAUUUUCAUUAGUUUUUUUUAUUGAAAAGUUCAUUUUUAUUAAUUUGUUUGACUUAAUUUUUUUAUAAAUUACUUUCAUUUAUUUAAAUUUCUCUCAUUUUAUAUAAUUUCAAAUAUAUUUUUCCUGAAUGUUUUGAAGGCUCAUUGAAGCGUAAUGUGAUCAUAUUAUUAAAAAAUUUUAGUUUUUGAAAAUUGUUAGAACUCUAAAGAAAAGAAAUUUUUUUUGGGAACGAGAAAAGACCAAAAUAUGAUUACAAAAUACUAAAUUUUGAAAUAAGACAUUUUUGCUACUUUUAAAAAAGUGUACAUACAAAAAAGCUUCACUAAUCAAAAAUUCUCUCACAAAAUUCAUAUUCCAUUCAAAUUUAUAGCAAUUUAAAAAAUUACACUAAAUAGAUCAAAAAUUUUCUAAAAUUAUUGUCAAAUGAGAAACAAAGCAACAAAAAACUAAUCGAAAAUAUUUAAAGUACGAAUUCAAUUUUUUAAUAAAAUUUAUACAAAAACAACAAAAUAACAACAAACAAAAAUUUAUAUAAGAAAUACAAUUUUUUUGUUAAACAAAAUGAAAAAAAAAAUAAAUAAAAUAUAUAAAAAUUCUAAUCGAUAUUAAAACAAUUCCCAAAAAAAUGUUGAUCUCAAACUUUUUUUAAAAAUAAAAACACAAAUUUAUACAAAUAAAUAAAAAAAAAAACAAACAAAAAUACAUGAAUAAAUAAAAGAUAUAUUAUAUGUUUACACAAAGCAAUUUAAACAAAAGAAAAAAACAAAAUCAAUACAAAAAUAAACACAAAAAAUCACACUUAAAGUGAUGAUUUUGGGUUGUACAUAUUUUUAUUUUAUUUUUAUAAUAAUAUAAGUUUAGUUUAAACAUUGGUUUCAGAAAAAAAUAUACAAAAUAGCUAAAUAUGGUCUUUUGAAUAAAAUAAAUGCAAUAAUUAAAACUUGUUGUUCUUUUGUAAAUUUUAUAUUCAAUUUGACUAAGACAAAAAUUGUUAUUUUGUGUCAAUAGUUUUCAAAUGAUCUCUUGAAUUUGGCUCAAAAAUAUUUAAAAAUAAAUCUUUUGAAAAAUAAAAACAAAAUAUUAUUUAAAUAAAGGUUGAUAGAGCAUUUUUUUUUUUUUUAAAUUAAGAAAUUACAAAAAGCAAUUCAAAUAAUUCCGCUUGUUACAAUCGAAGAAUUAUAUUAAUUAAAAAUUACGAUGUUUUUUAAUUAUUUGGUCUCAAAAAGGUUUGCAUCGACAAAUUGUACAAAUUUCACAAAAAUAAAUACAAAAUAUACACAAAAAUAAAGACUAAAAUGCAUAUUUCAUCCAGUAAAUAUAAACAAAUUAAAAAAACAAAAAAA
Molecule: messenger RNA, 5873 nt
Organism: Eupeodes corollae
Lineage: Eukaryota; Metazoa; Arthropoda; Insecta; Diptera; Syrphidae
Gene: hid
Product: cell death protein hid
Exons: 4
Coding region: 1059-1736 (225 amino acids)
Source: RefSeq, a predicted model, not a curated record